Molecule: messenger RNA, 2778 nt
Organism: Sceloporus undulatus (fence lizard)
Lineage: Eukaryota; Metazoa; Chordata; Lepidosauria; Squamata; Phrynosomatidae
Gene: ECM2
Product: extracellular matrix protein 2
Biological process (GO): positive regulation of cell-substrate adhesion; extracellular matrix organization
Cellular component (GO): extracellular matrix
Molecular function (GO): collagen V binding; protein binding; heparin binding
Source: RefSeq, a predicted model, not a curated record
AGGACCUAUUUCAGACUUAACGAAUCUUCUAACACAUUUCAGCAUAAUUCUACUGCUGUUUUCUUUAUUUUAAAGAUAGCAGCAUAAAUUUCUCUCUUUUGCAGCUGGAGAUUAAAUGAUACCAAGCAGAAUCUACUAUUAGAUUAGAUUACCAGGACACAACAUUAGACGGUGAAAAUGCGAAAAGCCGUGUUACUUUAUUUUCUUCUGCUUGUUUCUCUGGGUAUUGCUGUUGCUCAGAAUGAACACAAUGGAAUGCCUAGGAGAGCAAGGAGGAGAAUGCGCUAUAGAGGAUUAAGAAAGGGCUCCAUGAUAUAUCGUAGACUAAACAAGAUGCCACAAAUAAAACCUCCAGUUCCUACUACUCCAGCGCCAAGCAUCCCACUUAUUGAUAGUGAUGGUGAUAUUACAGGAAUAAUUGACUCUCUUAUUGGUUUGGAUGGACAAGAAUCCAGUUACAACAUUUUACCAGGAAAGCAAGGACGUUGUUUUGCAAAUGGAAUGAUUUUGUAUGAUAAGGCAGUGUGGUCGCCUAAACCUUGCAUUACAUGCCUCUGCUCAAAAGGAAAGGUGUUGUGUGAUGAAACCUUGUGCCACCCCCUGACAUGUCGCAAACCCAAGAUACCCGAAGGAGAGUGCUGUCCCGUGUGUACAGAUAUUGGUGAUGCAUCUGAAUUUUCUGGUGAUUCUCCAGAGCCUAAUGACCGCAGUGAUCCAGUCCAGCAAGGUCGACAGAGACACGGUCAAAGGGAUGAAAAAGAGGAGAAAGUAUUUGACAAAAAAGAAAUGACUAUAAAAAAGAAAGGUAGCAUUAGCAGGAAAAGAAUAAAAAGCCACAAACAGAGAAGAAAACAGGGACACAUAAAUGAUCAAAUGGAAAAAGAGGAGAAAAUGAGGAUAGAAGAAGAAAAAAGAAGAGCAUAUGAAGAAGAAGAGCUAAGAAUUGAAAAGGAACUAAAAAAAGAGCAAGAACAAAAUAAAGUCGAAGAGAAUGAAGGUAGUGAGGAGAAGGAGGAAGAGGAAGAGGAGGAGGAGGAAGAAGAAGAUAUUUUGCGUGGUGAUGUAUUUAGAAUGCCCCCUCGUUUCCCAGUCCCUGUGCCUCCUACUGAAAUCCCUCCAUUGCCAAUUGGAUGUUCUUUCCUGGACAACACAGUAAGCUGUAUUAAUGCCAAACUUACACAAAUACCACCGAUCAUGGACAGAGAGAUUACAGGCAUAGAACUUGUGGGAAAUGCCAUCAUUGCCAUUCCAGAUGCAGCUUUCAAUGGGAUUCCUAAUUGGAAAGAUUGACUUCGUAAAAAUAACACCUCAUCCAGCAUAGGGUCACAUGCAUUAAAAAUCCUGAAAAAUCUGCAGCGUUUAUAUAUGGAUGGAAAUGCACUAGUCCAUGUUCCAGCUGGUUUGCCAUCAACUUUAGAAGAACUUAAAAUAAAUGAAAACCAACUACAUGCAAUUGAUGAAGACAGCUUUCAAGGUUUAAAAAAGUUGGUGACACUGGAAUUAGAAGGAAACAAACUUAGUGAAGCAAAUGUCAGCCCUUUAGCUUUCCAGCCUUUGAAGAGUUUGUCAUAUUUGCGGCUUGCACGAAAUAAAUUUCGGAUUAUUCCACAGGGUCUUCCCCAUUCCAUUGAGGAAUUAUACCUUGAUAAUAAUGAAAUUGAAGAAAUCACAGAUAUCUGCUUUAAUCAUACUAAAAAUAUAAAUACAAUUGUUCUACGGCACAACAAAUUAGAAGAAAACAGAAUAGCCCCUUUGGCGUGGAUCAAUCAUGAGAACCUGGAAUCUAUUGAUCUUUCUUACAAUAAGCUGUAUCAUGUUCCCUCCUAUCUGCCAAAGUCCUUAGUGCAUCUUGUACUUAUAGGGAAUCAAAUUGACAGAAUUCCAGGAUUUGUAUUUGGACACAUGAGGCCUGGUCUGGAGUACCUCUACCUUUCAUUUAAUAAACUUGAUGAUGAUGGAAUUGACCCUGUGUCAUUCUAUGGAGCAUAUCACUCUCUCAGAGAAGUGUUCUUAGAUCACAACCAGCUGAAGUCUGUGCCACUUGGAAUUGCAGAAAUGAGGUCACUAAAUUUUCUGAGGCUCAAUAACAACAAAAUAAGAGCGGUCCCUCCAGAGCGUAUCUGUAGAAUUAGAAGGGAUAAUGAGGAAGAAGAAGAUGAUAGUGACGAGGAUGAUGAUUAUGAAGAUUCACAACUGGAACAUCUUCAUCUUGAAUACAAUUAUAUCAAUACAAGAAACCUUUCUCCAUAUGCUUUUUCAUGUGUCAGAUCAUACUCUAGUGUGGUUCUGAAACCUCAGAAGAUCAAAUAAAUGAGCUGUUUUCUAUCACAAAACUUUUUUACAUGCAUAUAAAACACUUAUAUAUGCUCCUCAUCAAUGAGUAAAACCUAAUAACAUAUAAAAGGUGCCAGAGCACUAUUAUUGCUCAAUAUUAUUUAUUGUUAAUGAAGGGUGAGCUAUAAGUGUAGGAAUCCUUUCAGGAAAAUAACUGUUCAUUUCCAGAAAUAUAAGAGUAAAAGCCUAUUUCUCAUUUCAAGUAAGAUAAACUACAUACACAAAUGUUUAUUUAAAUGCCUAUGUUAUAAGGAAGCACAAUAAAAUUGGAUUUUAUUGGAGUUCUGAUAAACCUUGAAGACUUGAUUUGAUCAGCACUAGUCCAGCAGCUGUGCUGGGGCCUGGAGAUGCCUGAUUUAGCCAUGGUAACAUAUAAUGCUGGUUACAUCUCAUCUGGAUUACUAUAAUGUUGGUUUUCAUAACACAACUUUUGAAAAGUUAUCA